GCCGGGACUACUAGAGGCGCUGACAGGAACGGCCCGCCCAGAGCACGGGAGCGAAUGGUCGCCUCCGGCUUCCGGUUUCCGCCUCCAGCCCGCUUCCGGAAGUUCCUCUCAAAAUGCUGAAGUGCUGUGUGGAAGUGGCCGGGGCUGCGGGAGUUGGAGUCGGUCCUCGGGCCUGAGCCUCGAGGCCGCGCUCCCGGGUGUCGUUGAUGUUCGGGGCCGCCGGGCGCCCAGCGAUCGGAGCCGCCGCCGCCGCCGGGAAGAGCUGGCAUUUCAGCCGAACAAUGGAAGAACUUGUUCACGAUCUUGUCUCUGCACUGGAAGAGAGCUCUGAGCAAGCCCGAGGUGGGUUUGCUGAAACAGGAGAUCAUUCUCGAAAUCUGUCUUGCCCUCUGAAACGCCAGGCCAGGAAAAGGAGAGGGAGGAAGCGUAGGUCCUAUAAUGUUCACCACCCUUGGGAGACAGGUCACUGCUUAAGUGAAGGCUCUGAUUCUAGUUUAGAAGAACCAAGUAAGGACUAUAGAGAGAACCACAACAGUAAGAAAGAUCACAGUGACUCUGAUGAUCAAAUGUUAGUGGCAAAGCGCAGGCCAUCUUCCAACUUAAAUAACGGUGUUCGAGGUAAAAGACUUCUGUGGCAUGAGUCUGAUUUUGCUGUGGACAACCUUGGGAAUAGAACUCUCCGCCGUAGGAGGAAAGUGAAGCGCAUGGCAGUGGAUCUCCCACAGGACAUCUCCAGCAAAAGGACAAUGACCCAGGUGCCUGAAGGCUGUAGAGAUCAGGACAUGGACAACGAUAGAUCUUACCAAUAUCCAGAGUUUAACCGGAAUAAAGUUAAAAAAAGGAAGUUGAAAGUGAUUAGACAAGGACCAAAAACCCAAGAGGAAGGAGGAGGUUUGGAAAGUGAAGAAAUAAGCCAGACCAAUAAAGACAAAAUGGAGUACGAAGAACAAAAAGUCUCAGAUGAGCUCAUGAGCGAAAGUGACUCCAGCAGCCUCAGCAGCACCGACGCCGGGUUGUUCACCAAUGACGAGGGAAGACAAGGUGAUGAUGAACAGAGUGACUGGUUCUAUGAGAAGGAGUCUGGUGGAGCCUGUGGUAUUGCUGGAGUUGUGCCCUGGUGGGAGAAGGAAGACCCUGCAGAACUAGACAGAAACGUGUCCGACCCCGUGUUUGAAAGUAUCCUAAGUGGUUCUUUUCCCCUCAUGUCACAUCCUGGCAGACGAGGUUUCCAAGCUAGACUCAGUUGCCUCCAUGGGAUGCCUUCAAAGAAUAUUAAAAAAUCUGGAGGGGCUCCACCUUCAAUGACGUCUGCUCCUGGCCCCGUCAGUAACAAGAGGAUGGUUCACUUUUCUCCAGAUGCCCAUCACCAUGACCACUGGUUUAGCCCUGGGGCUAGGACGGAGCAUGGCCAGCAUCAGCUUCUGAGGGAUAACCGAGCAGAAAGGGGACACAAGAAGAACUGCUCCGUGAAAACAGCCAGCAGGCAAACAAGCAUGCAUUUAGGAUCCUUGUGCACAGGAGACAUCAAAAGGAGAAGAAAAGCUGCCCCUUUGCCUGGACCCACUACAGCAGGAUCCCUUCCUAACAGCUUUGAAGGACAGUCUUAAAUGUGGCUGUCACUCUCUGGCUCCUAGAUGUUCCACCUCCUCACUGACAUGUGUGGAGCCCCACCUCUGGCCUCCAGUCUGAUCCUCGUCCCUUCCUAAAUCACCGUGAGGAAAGGAUGUAUGAGAGCUGCUUUCCUGUUACUGUCAUAAAAUACCAGGACCAAAAGCAACUUAGAGGAGAACGGGGUUUACUUUAGCACACGGUUCCGGAGAGACCGAGUCUCUCACGUUGGAAAGCCAUGGUGGCAGUCAGGGAAAGCAUGGCUGCAGGGCCAGGAAGCUGGCUGGUCACAUUUUCAUCCGUGCACACACGGAAGCAGAGAGAACAGGAAGUAGAGCAAAGCUAUGAAACCUCAAAGCCAGCCUACAGAGACAUACUUCCCCCUGCAAGACUACACCUCCUAAAGGCUCUACCCCACAAACAGUGCCAUCUCCUGGGGACCAAGUGUUCACAUACAUAAGCCUCUGGGGUCAUUUCUCACUCAAAGUCCAAAGGAUGCUUCAGCCCUUGCACGUAUUCUGUGUGUCUAAAGGCUCCCUCAGCACCCUACAGACCCAAUAUUCAUCUGUGUUCCAGUUUACCCUCAGGAAGUCAGAACUUAGGAGACGUUCUGUGCAGGUUCCGAAAAUGGAUUUGACUCCUGACCUCAUUUGGGCAGAGAACUGUUUUCAUCACUAAGUCCAUGGCUAGGCAGGAGAGUUGUGGACAGUGUCUCACCCAGGAUGAGGUAGCCAGAUAAAAACUAAACGAGGAGGCUCGAGCUUAAACUAAAUGAAUUAGCAUGCCCGAGAACUCCUAAUAUGUAUAGGGAAGAGAGAAAACCAUAGCAAGGGAACCAGUCAGGGAAACAUCAAGACAAUUAUAAGAGCUCAGCAAAUCCCUCAAGGUAAAUAGUUUUAGUUCCUCAAUGAAGAAACACAGACUAGUGUGUUGGAUUUAAAACAAGAUUCAAUUCUCUGUUGUUUGGGAGAAAAAUAUCUCAUUGAUGAAACCAUACACAGAGGCUGAAGCAAAAAAAAAAAAAGUAGUCAAUUUACCAAGUAAACAGAGGCUCCAAACAAGCAAAGAGCUAUAUUUAUAAUUGGUAAAGUAGACUUUAAGCCAAAGUUAGCUGGAAAGAGAAAAAAGUCACUUCCCUACUACUAAAGGGAACAGUCUGUGAAGGUGAUAGAAUGAUUCUAAGUGUAUGUGCACUGGAAAUUAGUGCACGUAUCAUUUUAAAAAGGCUACUGGACACAAACAGACAGAUGAGACCACUUAUAACAAUAAAGGUGACAUCAGUACCCCACUAUCCUUAGUAGACGUCAUCCAGAGGGAAAAAAAUUCAACAAAGAAAUUUCAGAGUUCAAGUUUACCAUAGGCCAAAUGCACUUAACAUAUAUCUACAGAAUACUCCAUCCAACAGCUACAGAACACAUUCUUCUUGGCACCCAUGGAACUGUCUUUAAAAUAGGCCACAUUUUAUGCCAUGAAAUAAUAACAAAUAUAAAAGAAUCAAAAUAAUUUGUUGCAUCAUAUGAGAUCAUAGUGGAAUAAGAUUACAAAUCAGCUGCAUGAGUAGAAAGUCCAUAAGUAUGUAGAGCUUGAACAACAUACUCAGACUGAUCAGUGAGUCAUUCAAGGGAUCAGAAAAGGAAUUUAAAAAUUCCUAGAAUCAAAUGAAAGUGAAAGUACUAGCACUAAUCAGAACUUUGGGAGAUAAAUCAAAGGCAGCUCAAGAAGGAACGUUUAUAUCUAUGUGUGCUUACAUUUACAAAGUCAGAUGUCUUUUUUUAUAAAUAAUUUAAUGGUGAUUCUUACAAUCUUAGGAAAUCAGAACAAGCCAAACCAAAAACAGUAGAAGGAAAAAAUUAAGAAAGAACAGGCAGAAAUGAAUGACACUAAACGUAGUGUAUGAAGACCCUGAGUUAGAGUUGGCUUUUGAAUGAUAAGCAAGGUCAACCAACCUUUAUACAAACUAAACAAAAAUAAAAAUUAACAGAGAAAAAUUAAGAAAAGCCAAAUCAACAGAGUUAGAGAUGAAAAAGGAAUCAGUACAAUAGAUACCAAGAGAACUCAGAGACUCAAUAGGGAACAGUUUGAAAACCUGAUUUCCAAAAAAACUGCAAAAUCUAGACGUGGAGAAAUUUCUAGAUAAUAUGACUUACCAAAAUAGAGGAUAUAGAUGACCCACACAGACCUACAACAGAGAAGACCGAAGCAGUAAUAGUCACACAACAAAGAAAAGUCAAGAAAUGAUUUGUUCACGUUGCAUUCUACUCAAACUUUUAAGAGGAGCUAGCCCAGUGUCCCCCAACUGUUCCACAGAAAGGGAACCAACAGUAUUAAACUUGGUCCAUGAGAGGAGUGUUAUCCUAAUACCUAAACCAAAAAGGCAUAUACACAAGGAACAGAAAGGAAAGAAAGAAAGGAAGAAAGGAAGAAAAUAAGGAAGGAAGGAAGGAAACUAUAGACUAAUAUUCCUGGUGAUCAUCAUGAAACUAUUCUCAAGAAAAUAAGAAAACCAAAUUCAGAAGCACACUAGAAUGAUAUGUCAUGAUCAAAUAGGCUUCAUUCCAGGAAUGCAAGGAUGCCUGAAGAUAUGUAAAUCAAUGAAUGUAACAUAGCACAUAAAUAGAGUCAAGGAUAGAAAUCACAUGAUCAUCUCAAUAGAUGCAGAAAAGGCCUUUGUCACUUGAUCUUAGCCAAAAGGCCGAGAAGCGAUAGAAAAGGCCUUUGACAAAGUUCAACAUUCCUUCAUGAUGAGAGCUAGGGAAAGCAGGAAUAGAAGGAACUCAAUACAGGAAGGGCAGAUCUAACCAACACUACAUUAAACAGAGAAAAGCUGAAAGAAUUUCUUCAGAAAUAGGUAUAAGAUAAGGAUAUCCACUCAUUGAAUAUAGAGCUGGAAGUCUUGGCUAGAUGAAUUAGGCAAGAGAAGAAAUAAAUCCAGGUCAAUCAUGGAAGAGAUACAAACAGGAGAGGGAGAAAUCAAAUUACCCCUUCUUACAGAUGGUGAUCCUGUACUUAAAAGAUCAUAUGUACAAGAUGAGCAGUGGUGGCACACACCUUUAAUCCUAGCACUUGGGAGGCAGAGGCAGGCAGAUCUCUGUGAGUUUGAGGCCAGUCUGGUCUACAAAGAGAGUUCCAGGACUGCCAGAACUGUUACACAGAGAAACCCUGUCUCAAAAAACCAAAACCAAACCAACAAAACAACUAACCAAACAACCAUAGGUAGUAAAAUAGCAGAAUAUAAAGUAAAACAUAAAGUAGCUUUUGAUAUACUAAUAAUCAACUGGAUAAGAAAGAAAUGAAGGCAAAGCCUCACUAAUAAUAGCUUCCAAACCAGCUAAAACCCCACAGGAAUAAACCUCAGCAAGGAGGUAAAAAUUCUCUAUAGUGGAAACUUGGAAAUCCUCAAGAAAGAGAUUGAAGAAGACACUGGGUGAUAGACUCAGCUGCUUGUUUAGGAGAACUAACAGUGUGGCAAUGACCACAUCCCUGAAAACAGUUCAGAUUCAACACAGUCCACUCAAAAUUCCAAUAUUACUCUUCAUGGAACUGGAAAAAAUAAUCCUCAAAAUAAUAUGGAGGCCUUAGAGACCUCAAGUAGGCACAACUGUAGUUGAUCUAAAGGAUACAAUAUCAGAGAUUUGACAGUCUCUGACCUCAAAUUAUGUCACAGAGUCGCAGCAACAAAAGCAGCAAGGAACAAGCAUAAAACCAGACACCGGCACCAAUCAAGUGGGAUAAAGAGUCUGAAGUAAACACACAAAGCCACAGCUUCUUAAUCUUUGACACAAUUAUCAAAAACAUACACUAGAGAAAUAGCCUCUCACCAAAGGUGCUGGGAAAAAUCUAUUUCCACAUGCAGGAGAAUGACACUUAGGUGUCAGCCUUCAUAAAAAUGGAUCUUCCUCUAAGAGGUGAUACUCUGAAACCACCAGGGGAAAACACCACAGUGUCCAGGAACUGGAGAAGUCUCUCUGGAAAAGCUCACCACAGCGAUGUGAAUACUUGCAAAGGUGACAAGUGGCAGGCAUCACGUGAAACCAGAAGGUUCUGUGCAGAGGGCAACCAUCGGCUAAGUGAAGAAACAGCCUGCACACAGGGAAACCUUCCCCAAGCACACAUUUUACAUGGGGUUGAUAUCUAAAAUUUAAAAAGAACUCAAAAAGUUAAAGCGGUACAGUCAAUGGACUGUACAGACAGUUAUCAAAAGGCAAAACACAAAUGGACAAUACAUAUUUUUCAAAGGGUUCCAGGUCCUUAGUCACCAGGGAAAAGCAAAUUAAAAGUGCUUUGAGACUUCAUCUCACCCAUCAGAAUGACUGGCAUCAGGAAAAUAAAGUGCUCAUGAGGAAGUGGGGAAGAUGAACCCUACUGCACUUUCACUGGGCAUUCAGACUGGCAAACAGUAUGGAGAUUCCAUGAUACGACUCAGGUCUAUUACUCCAGGUAAACGACCAGCGACCGGGCCAGCUCUCCUCAGAGCUAUUGCACCCCUUGUUACUGUGCACUACUCACAAUAGCCAAGAUAACGGAAGCAGCCUAGAUGUCCAUCAGCAGAUGAAUGGACAAAGAAGAUGUGAUCCAUGUACACAACAGGUCUUAAGCCUUCAGGAAGAAUGUAAUGACGUCUUCUGCAGGUAAAUGGGUGGAAAAGGAGAGCUAAUUGGUCUCUCUUGUGUUAGCCCGGCUAAGAAAGGCAAGUAUCUCGUGUUUUGUCACAUAGAGGCUAUAUUUUAUAAAUGUGAUAUGAUGGGCUGGAGAGGUGGCUCAGUGGGUAAAUGCAUGCCACACAAGCCUGAUGAUCCGAGUUCAAUCCUCAGAACCCAUGUAAUGGUAGAAAACAAAAACUAACUCCACAAAGUUGCCUUCUGACCUUUGAAAGCAUGCUGGGACAUUGCUGGUGUGCCUGUCUUUACACAUCACAAACACAAUUAAUAUUUUUUUCAUUAAAAAGAUAAAAAUAUUAUAUGAAAAUGAAAAGAAGAAAGAAAGGUCCUCAAAGGGAGGGUUGGGGAACAAGAAAGGAUAAUGAGGCAGAAAAGAAUGACAAAUAUUGUCUUGUUUCAUGUGUGUAAUCUAGAUCUAAACACAUACACACAUAUAUACACACAUACAAGACAUGAAAAUAGAAAGGGGACAAGUUGGUGGAGAAAGGGGACCAGCUUGGGGGCAGAGGCAAGGAAGGAUAGAAUAUGGUAGUGGGAGGGAAUAUUAGUCGAAUACAAUGCAAUAUAAAUAUGAAAAUAUGAAUAAAACUCAUUAUUUUAUAUGUUCAUAAAAAACAAUUAAAAUAAUGUAAAAUGCCUUGGUCAUUAAGGAACACAAAGCAUGGGUGAGUUUCCCAAAGUUUCACAGCUUCUAAAUGCUGAAUUUAAGUUCAGACCCUUUGGAUGCCAUUACUUCAUGCUGGCUUUCCACCCAAAGUCCCUACCUAUAAAAGGUGUUAGCACCAUCCAUUUAAGAGCAGGCCAUCGGAAGACGCUUUAGACACCCUGUCCCUGUCAAAGAGCAGUCCUGUCCUGUCACUGGUGAGAUUUUCCAGAUGUGACUGCCACAGCUUCAAAUUCUUGACCUGUGUCAUGGCCACUGUCUUGACCUCUCAGCUUUUGGGCCCUCUGAUGAACUUGGCACUAUCUUAACGAAGGCGAUUUCCAGUUUCUUCAUGAGUAUUUGAGGAAUGCACAAGUCCAUUUCUACCACUGUCCUUCCUUCUUUAUAAAUUCUGUGAAACCUGCAUGACUAAAAGCAUCUUGUCCCUUCUGCUGUGAGUUUGGUUAUUAGAUCUUAUUAUUA
Messenger RNA from Peromyscus maniculatus bairdii (prairie deer mouse), 7392 nucleotides. It is a transcript of the gene Gpatch2, whose product is annotated as G-patch domain containing 2. The record is from RefSeq and is a predicted model, not a curated record. Gene Ontology annotation, molecular function: nucleic acid binding. Lineage: Eukaryota; Metazoa; Chordata; Mammalia; Rodentia; Cricetidae.